UGUCACCAGUGGUGUGGUUAUUUGACUGUUGUAAGUAACGAUUUUAAAAUUCAGGGUUGACACUAUGGGUAACGAUCAUCCACAUCAUCAUCAUCAUCGUCAUCAUCACGACUGUUGUUGCGCGACUUGUCGUCCUCCCCCACCACCACCUCCUCCAUGCUCCAGUCCCUGGCCACAGCAAACCUGGAACUAUGGACCUCCCCCUCCCCCUCCACAUCAUCAUCAUCAUCAUCAUCCGCCACCACCGCCUCCUCCAGGGUUUCCAAGCUGUCCACCACACCAUCACCAGCCUCCCCCACCAAGAUACUAGAUGAUCGUGAUAUCUAGCUAUAUAAAGGGAAAUGAAGAAAAUUGCGGGAAUCUUAAACUUAAAUAGCUUUUGAGAGGAAACGACUAUUUUGUUAGCACUGUACUUUAUUAAGCCUAUAUAAACGAAUUUUACUAUUUAAAAUGUUUAUUAC
This is a messenger RNA of Macrosteles quadrilineatus (aster leafhopper), 461 nucleotides long. RefSeq lists its product as uncharacterized. The record is from RefSeq and is a predicted model, not a curated record. Lineage: Eukaryota; Metazoa; Arthropoda; Insecta; Hemiptera; Cicadellidae. The coding region runs from base 65 to 310 and encodes 81 amino acids. The transcript is spliced from 3 exons.